AUCAGCGCGCGCCACAGUGGCGUGCAGUAAACAUGGAAGAGAUGCAGGACCGAGUUUUAGAUCUUGUUAAGGUUCAUGGAGGUGGAGGUUAUGAUUCAGACUUUAGUGAUGAAGAUGAUGCUGGAGGAAAGUCUAAAUAUGGGGAGAUCAGGACUGGUAAAGAUGAGCUGUUACGUAAGCCCUUUCAGAAAGGAAAAGACGGAAGUGUGGCUCAUAAGAAUGUGGCUGCAGCUGAAUGGGACAGAGAGGAAGCCAGAAACCGUCGACAUCACCUCAUCUCAAUGAACGCUUUCGACCGUCACAAGAAGUUUGUCAGCGACUACAUACUCUACUAUGGAGGGAAAAUUGAAGACUUCAGACGAUCAAUGUGUAAAGAUAAGACAGACCUGGACGUGGUGAGAGAAAACCAUCGAUUCCUGUGGAGAGAUGAGGAUGAGGAGGAGAUGACAUGGGAGAAGGAGCUGGCAAAGAAAUACUAUGACAAACUUUUUAAAGAGUACUGUAUCUCAGACCUCAGCAAAUACAAAGAAAACAAGUUUGGGUUUAGGUGGCGCAUUGAAAAUGAAGUUAUAUCUGGAAAAGGUCAGUUUGUGUGUGGAAACAAGCGUUGUGAGAUGAAGGACGGUCUAAAGAGUUGGGAGGUUAACUUUGCAUACGUAGAGCAGGGAGAGAAGAGAAACGCCCUGGUGAAACUGCGUCUUUGUCCAGAAUGUUCCUUCAAACUCAACUAUCAUCAUCAGAGAAAAGAAAUCAAAGUUCAGAAGAAACAGCCAUCCAAAGAUCCUGUGGAAAAGUUACACUUGAAAAAAUCCAGAAAAUAUAAACGCAAAGACAAACGGAAACACAAAAAGAGACGCAAAGAGUUCACCUCAUCAGAUUCAGAGAAGCCUCAGGGAUCAGACUCAGAGAAUGAAGACGAGGAAGAAGAAGAUGAAGGUCCUUCAGAAUCAGAACAUUGGAAGGGUCCAGCGCCCGCUGUUGAUGAAAAAUCACGGGAGGAAGAAUUUGAUGAGUAUUUUGAAGACAUGUUUCUCUGAGUCGCUUAUGUUUUGUAUAGUUUAUUGAUUAAAAGUCAGCAGUCCUUUAGGACAAAGUGAGGAGAUAUUAUAAUAAAAGUUAUUCGGUCAGUUUAUGUUUACAUGCGUGUGCAGGUGAUCUUCAGUCCUGUAUUUCCCAAACAAGGAAAAUAAGCAAAGAGAUUUAGUUUACGAUGAAACAUUUGAGGAAACUCUGAGCUGACAGUGUAAAGGUCACACUUGUCUCAGCUGUCACCUGAUCCUCUUUACCUGGAGAUAAUCCAGUUUUACUAGUUAAUCCCCAGCUCAAUAGAGAAACUCCUGACAUGUCCUUUAAACAAACGGUCACAGAGACCUCAGACCAUUGAGUUAAAUGAUUAAUAAAAACUCAAGAAUA
This is a messenger RNA of Paramisgurnus dabryanus, 1413 nucleotides long. RefSeq names its product FRA10A associated CGG repeat 1 (gene fra10ac1). Gene Ontology annotation, biological process: dephosphorylation. NCBI's taxonomy places the organism in Eukaryota, Metazoa, Chordata, Actinopteri, Cypriniformes, Cobitidae. Gene Ontology annotation, molecular function: phosphatase activity. The record is from RefSeq and is a predicted model, not a curated record.